AUGGGUAAUAGUAAUGAGUACGCGCCAGAAGCUGCGAAGCAGUGGAACGCUUUUGCAGAUAAUCCCGAUUCUAAAAAAUCACAAGCUGCUAGUCAAAGCAAUCAAUCCGCUACUAAAUCAAAGGCAAUGGCAUUGAUCAAGGCAGAGCCCGAUGUUUUAUUCACCGACACGAUGGGAAUGGAAACAAUUGUAUUGAAGGUUGGAGCCGCCGAGGACGGAAACGGUUCUAUGGCAUUUUCCAUCCACAAGAACCUGCUGCACGACUCGUCCCGUCGGUUCGCAAAGAUGCUGAAAGAAAGCGGAUCCUUGGAGAGAAACCAGAUGUACUCAAUCCGCGAUACAAGCCCAUUUGUGUUUAAACUCUUCAACGAGUACCUUUACACUCGCCGUGUCCCUGGAGUCACUCGUCGCAUGUCCGCAGCCGAGCAAGGAUCGCGCAUCUCGGAGCUUUGCCAGCUUUAUGUCUUCGCCGAGAUCUUUGAAAUGCACAAUAUCUUCCUCAAUAAAAUUAUGGAUGCGAUCCAGGAUGGUCUUACUGUCGGCUCCACCAUCUUGACUCAUACCCUCGUCAAGAACAUCCUUGAUCAUGCUAAACCAGACUCGCCCCUUCGCAAGUUCUGCGCCGCUAACGCCAUUUAUUCUGCAAUGACUCCAGGCCUCGACUCGGCUGGAUUUAAAUGGUUGGUCAAGAACAGUGAUGAGUUCUUUGAGGAUUUCAUGAGAAUGCUUGUCAAGUCUGCCAAGGGAAAUGAUCCGCGUCUUCGCGACGUCAACCAAGAAUAUGCCAAGGAAGUCAAGAUUAAGGAAGAGGACUUGGAAUUGGAGGCUGAAGGUGUUUCGGUUGGUGCUGGUACUGCUGCUGUUGGUGGUCCAGGUGUUCACCCAUGCCAAUUUCAUAUUCAUGGUGAAUCGGAAUAUGACGCAGGAAGCCCUCACGGUACCGGCGAUGACGAGAUUUGCUAUUUGCUUGCCGACCUAGAUUUGUAG
Molecule: messenger RNA, 987 nt
Organism: Sclerotinia borealis F-4128
Lineage: Eukaryota; Fungi; Ascomycota; Leotiomycetes; Helotiales; Sclerotiniaceae
Source: the annotation of a GenBank genome assembly